Molecule: messenger RNA, 2585 nt
Organism: Morus notabilis
Lineage: Eukaryota; Viridiplantae; Streptophyta; Magnoliopsida; Rosales; Moraceae
Product: glycosyltransferase family 92 protein RCOM_0530710
Exons: 2
Coding region: 576-2363 (595 amino acids)
Source: RefSeq, a predicted model, not a curated record
AAAGAAAAGAAAAAAAACAAAGAUGGUUCCACUGCCACUCACCUUGCAAAGCGAGAGGCAGUAAAAGUAAAACAUGUGUACUUUCCCGGGAAGCUCCAAACACACGAAUUAGGUCAUCUUUUGUCUUCUUUUCCUCCGAAUUUUCUUUCCCAUUUGUGUUUUUCCUCUUUCCUCUUUUUUAUUUUUUUGGUCACAAAACUCUUACGUAUAUAUCUUUCUCACGCGCUACCAAAUCUAUCGUUUAGCAACGAAAAAUCGAAAGUCCACCGCACACCUCCAUCUUUGAAGCAGCUCUUAGGUUGGACUUUAAAAGCCAAAAGCCCAAAACGUAAAAAAAACCACCACCACCGCCACCACAAACCCACCAUUCUUUCCUCUUUGACUCCCACUUUCGCGGCCACCAAACUUGUCGGCGACCAACAGAUCUGCUAUCUGCUCUUUCCCAAAAUCCCAAAAUCUCUGUUUUUCUUUCUUCAUUCAUCUUCUUAUUGCUCUACACUUAAAACUUCUAAAACUAAUCCUCAAACUUUGGCAUUUUCCCUUUUUUUGGUUCAACUGUUUAAGCAUCAAAAUAUAUGGAUUCCGAGCAACGGCGGAAGCGAAAGCGCUUGGGCAAGAUUUACUGUUCUAAGGCACAGUCCUUCUCGUUAAGAUCUCUAAUCCUCUGCCUCUCCUUCUUCGUCUUUCUCCUCUUCUUAUCCUCCGAUCGGGUCCCCAUAAAUCCGGCGUCGUUUCGGCCCGUCAUCAGCACGGCCCCGACCUUCUUCCUCCUCCAGUCCAGCAACUCGAUUCUCGAUCCCCUCACCGGCAGGCGCCAAACGACGUCGUCUUCUUCCCCGGCCCGAGUGGUGGGUCGGGUGCUUUUCCCCGACCAAGUCCUCCUCCUCGUCGUCGCCAACACCAUCCGCCCCGCCCAGGCCGACCGCCUCGACUGCGUCUACCUCGACGACAAUGGCUCGAAUUUCGCCUCCCGGCCGGUCCUCUCAAUGGACGGCUACGAUAAGUUCAGGUCGAUCGUUCGGUGCCCGCUUCCGCCGGCGAAUUUCUCCCCCGCCGCCGUGGACUUGCGGUGGCGGGGAGAGUACUGGCAGCCGUCACGGGCCCCGGUCAAUCAGACGGUGAAUUCGUGGGACAAGCUGGUUUAUGAGGCGGCCAUUGAUGGGGGCACAAUGGUUGUUUUCGUUAAAGGAUUGAACCUCAGACACCACAGGAAAUCGGAUCCGUCUCAGUUCAGCUGUCAUUUUGGGUUGAGGAAUUGGGAUAAGGAAGAAGGGUUUGUUCUCACCACUCCAGCCAUUACUGCUGCUCAGGAGGUCAUCAGGUGUGUUUUGCCUAGGAGUAUCCAAAUCAUCCCACAUAAGGCUCAUGGAAUCCGGGUUACCAUUGGUCACUCGGUUGGUGCUAAUUCUCCCAUUCUUUUCCCUUCGGUCGCCAGAAUUUACAGCUCCAAACCCCGUGAGCUGAAAGUGAAAAACAAUCGGAACAAGAAGAAACAUGAGCUUUGUGUGUGUACUAUGGUGUGGAACCAGGCCUCGGCUCUUAGGGAGUGGAUUAUGUACCACGCUUGGCUUGGAGUUGAGAAAUGGUUUAUAUAUGAUAACAACAGUGAUGAUGGGAUUGAGCAGGUUGUUCAAGAGCUUGAUGUUCAGGGAUUCAAUGUGAGUAGGCUAGCUUGGCCGUGGAUUAAGACCCAGGAAGCCGGUUUUUCGCACUGCGCGUUGAGGGCAAGGGAGGAGUGCAAUUGGGUGGGGUUUUUCGAUGUUGAUGAGUUCUUCUAUUUGCCUCGCGCGUUUCAUCACUACAGAGGACCGGGUUCUCCUGGUCAGAAUGCUCUUCGGGACCUGGUCGCGAAUUUCUCGUCGUCGUCGAGUAUUGGAGAGAUCAGAACGGAUUGCUACAGCUUCGGGCCGUCUGGGUUGAGCUCAACCCCACCAAGAGGGGUGACUGUAGGGUACACUUGCCGGUUGAAAAGCCCCGAACGACACAAAUCCAUUGUGCGCCCGGAUAUGUUGGAUGCUACCCUCCUCAACGUGGUGCACCACUUUGAGCUCAGGGAGGGAGUUAAGUACCUGAAUGUGCCGGAAAACACUGCUGUGGUAAACCACUAUAAGUACCAAGUGUGGGAGAGCUUUAGUGCCAAGUUUUACCGGAGGGUUUCUACUUAUGUGGCUGACUGGCAGGAGGACCAAAAUAAAGGAUCAAAGGAUAGAGCACCUGGAUUAGGAACUGAGGCCAUUGAACCACCCAAUUGGCGGCUGCAGUUCUGUUCAGUGUGGGACACCGGCUUGAGCGACUUUGUAUUGGCAUACCUUGCUGAUCCUGCAACUGGGUCAUUGCCAUGGGAGGAGAGGUCUCGCAUGUGACAAGUGACAAAUUCAAAGCAGGGUGCUUCCAGCUAGGUACAUGUAAAACAGAGCAGUCACACAAGUAGCCAUUCUUUUGAAUUUUAAGUUUUUUUUUUUUUUUUUCCUUUUGUAUUUAAAUUUUUUCUCCUUAUACGAAUUCUAUGAAUUGACUACAGGAUUCUUAUACAGUUGUAAAUCUUUUUGACGACAUGAAGUGAAAUUAUUUCAUUCUUGUUCCUA